AUAAACGGAGCACGGGCGCCGCAGCAAUGGAGGAGAGAGAGCUUCAUAGUCCAGGCUCAGUUCAGACAUCAGAGUUCAGGCCAGGAACGGAGAGUUUCAGAACAGAAGGGAGCUAGAGAGGGAGGGUUUUCUGAGUACUCCGGCUUGCGGCGGUGCGGCGAGGAUGGUGGCGGCUGCUGCCGGUGCGAUGAAGACGGCUGCGCCAUGGGUUCUAGCUUGCGGCUUCCUGCUCUGCUUAGCAGGCUUUCCCGGAGCCGAGGGUGCCAUUGGUGUGAACUACGGCAUGAUCGCCAACAACCUGCCGGCGCCGGAGCAGGUGAUCUCCAUGUACAAGGCCAAGAACAUCAGCUACGUGCGGCUCUUCCACCCGGACACGUCCGUGCUCACCGCGCUCCGGGGCUCCGGCAUCGGCGUCGUCCUGGGCACGCUGAACGAGGACCUCCAGCGCCUGGCGUCCGACCCGUCCUACGCCGCGUCGUGGGUCGCCACCAACGUGCAGCCCUUCGCCGGCGCCGUCCAGUUCCGGUACAUCAACGCCGGCAACGAGGUCAUCCCUGGGGAAGCCGCCGCGCACGUGCUCCCGGCCAUGCAGAACCUCGAGUCCGCGCUCCGGUCCGCGGGGGUGAGCGGCGUCGCCGUCACGACGGCCGUGGCGACGGCCGUGCUCGGCGCGUCGUACCCGCCGUCCCAGGGCGCGUUCUCCGAGGCGGCGGCGCCGGUGAUGGCCCCGAUCGUCUCGUACCUGUCGUCAAAGAACGCGCCGCUGCUGGUGAACGUGUACCCGUACUUCGCCUACUCGAGCAGCGGCGGGGAGGUGGCGCUGGGGUACGCGCUGCUGUCGGCCGACUCCAGCGCGGCGUCGUCGGUGGCGGACGGCGGGGUGGUGUACACCAACAUGUUCGACGCGAUCGUGGACGCGGCGCACGCGGCGGUGGAGAAGGCCGGGGUGCAGGGCCUGGAGCUGGUGGUGUCGGAGACCGGGUGGCCGUCGGGCGGCGGCGUGGGCGCCAGCGUGGAGAACGCGGCGGCGUACAACAACAACGUGGUCCGGCACGUCGGCGGCGGCACCCCGCGGCGGCCCGGGAAGGCCGUGGAGACGUACCUGUUCGCCAUGUUCAACGAGAACGGGAAGGCCGAGGGCGUGGAGCAACACUUCGGGCUCUUCCAGCCGGACAUGAGCGAGGUCUACCACGUCGACUUCACGGCGGGAUCCUCCUACUAGGCUCCGACGCGGAUUGUUCGGAGUUCAGAGACGGAUCGGAUCGACUUGGAGCUGCUCGAUGCUGGAUCGAGCACCGUGGCUAGGCGUAGCGAGCACUUCGUCCGUGUGUGUACAGUACAGUGCAUGUCGGUACACGGCGUUAUCUCCCCAUGGAUUUGUCUUCGUUCUUGAGCACAUUGCUGUCGUCAUUAGUGAUGCAUUUAUUCAGCAGUACUACUUCAGCGUGCC
Molecule: messenger RNA, 1450 nt
Organism: Panicum hallii
Lineage: Eukaryota; Viridiplantae; Streptophyta; Magnoliopsida; Poales; Poaceae
Product: putative glucan endo-1,3-beta-glucosidase GVI
Exons: 2
Coding region: 164-1222 (352 amino acids)
Biological process (GO): carbohydrate metabolic process
Cellular component (GO): plasma membrane
Molecular function (GO): hydrolase activity, hydrolyzing O-glycosyl compounds
Source: RefSeq, a predicted model, not a curated record